Molecule: messenger RNA, 1053 nt
Organism: Morus notabilis
Lineage: Eukaryota; Viridiplantae; Streptophyta; Magnoliopsida; Rosales; Moraceae
Product: 60S ribosomal protein L17-2
Exons: 7
Coding region: 94-645 (183 amino acids)
Biological process (GO): cytoplasmic translation
Cellular component (GO): cytosolic large ribosomal subunit; ribosome
Molecular function (GO): structural constituent of ribosome
Source: RefSeq, a predicted model, not a curated record
UCUCUCUCUCUCUUCCAUAUAUCUCAGAAGCCCUAAAAUUUUCCUAGGGAUUUAGUGAGGGAAAAAGCUUAGGCGGAAGCGGUAAGAUCAGCCAUGGUGAAGUAUUCGAGAGAGCCGGAUAACCCUACUAAGUCCUGCAAAGCCAGGGGAUCCGAUCUCCGAGUUCAUUUUAAGAAUACAAGAGAGACAGCUUUUGCUAUUCGCAAGUUGGCUCUGGCCAAGGCUAAAAGCUACUUGGAGGACGUUUUGGCUCACAAGCAAGCCAUUCCGUUCCGUCGCUUUUGUCGUGGAGUAGGGAGAACUGCACAGGCUAAGAAUCGCCACUCAAAUGGACAAGGGCGCUGGCCUGUUAAAUCUGCGAGGUUUAUCCUGGACUUACUGAAGAAUGCUGAGAGUAACGCUGAGGUGAAAGGAUUGGAUGUGGAUUCACUUUACAUAUCUCACAUCCAAGUGAAUCAGGCGCAAAAGCAAAGGCGUCGUACAUACCGUGCUCAUGGAAGAAUAAAUCCUUACAUGUCAUCCCCAUGCCACAUUGAGUUGAUUUUGUCAGAAAAGGAAGAGCCUGUCAAGAAAGAGCCCGAGAGUCAAUUGGCUUCUAGGAAACCGGAAAAGGGUCGAGCUUUACGCAGCGGUGCUUCUUCUUGAGUGAAGGGGUGUACUAGUUGGAAUCCUGAGUUCACCUUGGAAAAACUUUCUUGCUUCAAUUUUGUGUUUUUAUAAACCUCAAGCUUGUUCUCUGGGACUUCUUUUUUUUUUUCUUUUGCAUUCUAGGGCUUUUUGCUUCAAGUUUUCUGAGACUUCAAUGGUAGUUCUUUUAUGAGUUGGAAAAUCUUGUGCGGACCGAAAAAUCAAUGGUUUGUGUUAAAAUUUUUCUGUUUCUUCAGCGUGCUUAUCUUCAUUAGUUGGAUUGAGUAACUGUGAGCGAAUUAUGCAAGAAAAUCAAUAGUAUUUGAGAAAUUGUUGAUGCUUAAGAGAACAGAUUAUGUCUGAACAUUUCCUUGGUAAUAAAUUGGAGUCCUAAGACAUACUCGUCUUGUCUCGGGUUUCCUUGAA